This is a messenger RNA of Babesia bigemina, 4029 nucleotides long. RefSeq names its product THO2 PROTEIN, putative. The record is from RefSeq and is a predicted model, not a curated record. The transcript has a single exon. Gene Ontology annotation, cellular component: THO complex part of transcription export complex. The coding region runs from base 1 to 4029 and encodes 1342 amino acids. Gene Ontology annotation, molecular function: mRNA binding. Lineage: Eukaryota; Apicomplexa; Aconoidasida; Piroplasmida; Babesiidae. Gene Ontology annotation, biological process: mRNA processing; mRNA export from nucleus.
AUGGGCCGUUCCGUGGAGCCCGGCGCUGUUGCAAAUAAAAGGCGGAGAACGUCGGAUACGGCUCAAAAUAUUAAUGAUGAUAAUGUUGCGGUGUCUGUGAACCGAGAUUCCAUAUCGGAUCAGGAGGUAACACCGGUCAAUCGCGCACCGAAGGCCAGCCCCGAUUCCGACGCGCGUGGAGAUUCCGGUGACCGUCUAUUUGACCUUGUACGCAAUGUGGCAAACGGGGUACUGCCAUCUUCAUCUGCAGCAGAAGGUUUGCGGAAGAAAUUCCCGGAUGCCGCCCCUAACUCACCUGUGUCUUUUCGCAUUCUGGACUGUAUCGGAUACCUGCUAGAGUACUCGAAUUUUCGCCACAAUCUGGAGGCAUUUCUCGCAUCACUUGAGAGCGUUGGUCUCCUCACAGCGCGUUCAAUCGUUGCCGCCAUAGACGCCUAUAAGUUAGAUGGUUGUGGAUACUCUGCAGGAUUGACGACAAUAGCAAUUCGAGAGCGCACUCGCAACCAAUUCGUAUUGAAGUCGUACGCGUUAUGGCGUGAGUGCACAGUUGGAUUUGAUCUUUUGCAGCAACUCCUGUACCAUCAGGAAUGGGAUGCUGGGGACUUACUAGAGAUGGGCCAAUUGCGCGAUUCGGUGAAGUACAUCGCAGGACAGUAUUCAUUAUGCCCAACUCGCGUGUUGUACGAGCUGAUUGCGUGGUCCUCGUGGCAUGAUGGGGACGGCUUGAUGUUGCUUCUGCAACAGUACCCGAAAGGUCGCGUAGACGAGGUGGUGCGGCUCAUGCUCACGCAGAAAUGCAUGCUAAAGCAGGAGUACCAAACAGUGAAAAAGCAGUAUUGGAGAAUUCCUAGUACGUUGGGACUGUACUUUCCCAAGUUGUGCGCUCGUUUGCUAGCGGAAGGUAUUUUGGAUCUAAGUACUUUGUACCCUUACCUGGAGCCUGCCGACGCCGAUCUGUCUAACUUAGGCUUUCACUUCUUAUCUGUUUCAAAGCGCAUGCCUAACAAGUUGGAUCGAAACGAAACGCCAGUAACCUAUUUGAUACCGCUAGCAAAUUGCAGCUAUGGCGACAACGCACCACGCCAAAUGUUGGACAUGGCAUCUGCCGAGAAACUAUACACAUCUGUCACGUUGGAUUCCACUACCAUAACCAGUGCCCGUGAACUGAUACACGCCCGCCAUGCGAAAGUUAUGGAACACCUUAGGGCAUCGUCUACAGCUGCAACUUCACCGAACAGCUUCGGAAUGGCAGCGUGGAAUCCAUCCGACAGAUUCCGCCGUAAUGAGUCCGUAAGUAGCGUUACAUCGUCCAGUGGUGUAUCGAACUUAUUACACAAAGCAGAACACAGGCAUUCCGCAACGGGAAACAUUGACGUCGUGAAGUACAAUUUGCUUGAUUCAGACGGAUAUGCCUACGUGAAAGACCAUAUAUUCGCCUUGGAAUGUGAUAAAUUGUCAGUGUUGUCGCACCUAUUUGAUAUAGCGCGAGACCUUGAAUCUCCUGCUUGGAUUUUGGGAAAACUGAUGUUGGAUCAUAUUCAGGUGACUGCUAAAUUCCCCGUAGUGCUGCAUGGCAGCAUUUGUAAGGCUAUGUGCAACCUAAUAUUGCGUUUAAUCAAGAAACACACAAAGACAAAUGAUUGGCGUCGCGGUAUAGACCAAAUUGACAGGGUCCUAAGGAUACUUGGGCCCGGAUUGCAUAUAAACCUUGUAUGUUUUUCUGCAACAAUAAAAUUCCUGCAAAAUUGUAUAGAAAAGCAUAUUGAUCGCGUUUGUAGAAUUGUUUGGAGGUAUUUGUUACCAGCACUAUGUAUGGUGGUAGAGGGCAACUGCCAAGUUGCCGACAGGCUGUGGAACCUUUUAUCCAACAUACCGGCUUCUAAGCGUUAUAGGAUAUACAAUCUAUACCUUUCUAGGGUAUUGGAUUCUAGGUCAACUACGGUCGAUGCCUGGGCGUGUAUGGUUAGGGCAUCGUAUAAUUGCGCUCUGGUAAAGACGAGGUCCAUUUUCAAACGCGUGACCGCUACGAUGCUAAAGACCACAAAAAGCGCAUCUGUGCGUGGCAAUGUAUCGACUGUUUGCGGGUUGUCUGCGGUAGAUCCUUUUGCCGUAGCUCACACGAUUGUAUCGCAGUGCGAAAUGUUCGAGAAUCUUGUGCUUCCACUCUCUGAGGUUGGUAAGUACUUUGGACAUCUGGCAUGUGAUGUAUUCUUCUUCAAGUUGACCGCAAACCAGAACCAGGUAUGUUUCAGAUGCACCGCCGAGGUGGACGACGUGGGGCGCAGUAAGAGAUUGUUGGUGAACGCUCAAUUGGCUUCUCGUUUCUUUCGACGCCAUAUGGAUGUGGAUUUAGCACCCUUACUUGUGGGUGCGUUGACAAUCAUACAGCGCAGCAUGAUGAUCAAUCAGUUUGACAUCGUUCCUAGGUCCUCUGAAGAGGGAGGCGAUAUUCCAAUGGAGUUCUCAAAACGUUCUAUAAAACUUAAGCCUAUAGAUACGGGAUCGCGCCUUGCAUACCCGCAUGAACUUUCCAACGGUUGGCUUGCGUUGGAAUAUGUAAGCAAACUUUUGGAAUUGGUGGGCGGUGUACCGCAACUCGCUGAAGCCCAUGCAUUAACCAUCGACCAACUGAAUGCACAGGGUGGUGGUGUGUUUUUGCGUAGUGAGAUUAUGACGCAAGAUCCGGAUGACGAAACGUGUGGUAUGUCAUCGCGUGAGAAUUUAGCGAAGAUCAUGUUAAGACCAUUCUUUUCCCAUUCCUUACUCUUCCUGUGUGGCAAAAUGCGCCAAGAGGUCAUGUACGAUUCUGAGUUCCGUGCUGGCGUAGUAUAUCUUUGCGCCACUGUGGACCACCUGCAGAAGAUGGCGCUACAGUUUGUUGAGUUUAGAGAAGCAGUGGACAUAAUCGUUAACCGUGGGUUGGGUUCGGAGUCUUUCACCCUGCAAUUCAGCUUCCCAUCAUUUGAUGAACUGCGUCGCUUUUGGGAUGAAGCUAACGCACUCUAUUUCUCACAUAGCUGUACCAAUCCGCCAGCUUCACAUUCCAGCGCUCUAUCGCAUACGGCUUUCAAGCCCCAGUUUCUGGAAUUUGUCAACAACAUUCAUCUACGUGACAUUUGGGUGCCUAUAGAACAGUAUCAGAAGACCUUACAAAGGCUGGAAGGUUGGAUAAAGGACAUUGGAUCGGCUCACUCUAGCGGGUCGCACCGCCGCCUUAAGAAGCUCAGGUCGCGUUACCAGGCUUUGGAACGUGAGGUAAAACAGCAAGAAGAACAUGUUGCAAACACUAAAUUGCGAUUUGAAGAGGCCAUAUCAUCAGGCUGGCUCACUGCUGAAGCACAGAUAGGCCCAGGCGUCACCAUUGCAUUUUUGAAGCAUUGCAUUGUGCCACGUGUAUUCGUAAACGAAGCUGAGGCUGCUUUUUGCGGCCGUCUGGUCGAUCUGAUGCUUCAUUAUCGUUUGGAAUGCUUCAACUUCUUCGAUUUCAGUAAUUGUUGGACAAAAAUGCUUAUGUCUAUGGUACGGUGCUGCACCGAGAGGGAAGCUCCUUUGCUGGCUAUAUUCGUGAACCACAUGUUCGGCGUUAUUCGGGAGUGGAGUAGCAAUGCGGAACUCUUCGAAGGCAUGACACAGGGUCACCCGUGUUUCUGCACGACUUUCAAGUAUGUCCCUGACAAGGCAUUGACGCACCAACAGCUAUUGGGUGGUAUUCGUAAGUGGGAAGGACGUAUAAUACGCGCUCUGAGCUAUGCAUUGACGCUACACAUACCUGAGUCUGAUGGUGGUUUGUCCAAAUCUGAUAGCUUGGUAUCCGCACCAACGUGGAUUGACCAAAAGGGAGCCGUAGUCUUCCUAGCGCGCUGCCACGAGAGUUUCCCCAUUACGUGUACAGCAGGAAAACGUGUGCUAACGGGUUUGAGAUGUGUUGUUGAGAGUGCACAGAGACAAGGAUGGAAAGAUGUUGUGGCUGCCGCGAGCACACUAUUGAAAACGUUCGAGAAGUACGAAAGAACCAACAAGUGGCUGUAG